Trichobilharzia regenti is the source of this 4950-nucleotide messenger RNA. The record is from the annotation of a GenBank genome assembly. NCBI's taxonomy places the organism in Eukaryota, Metazoa, Platyhelminthes, Trematoda, Strigeidida, Schistosomatidae.
AUGUUAUUUGGGCACGAAAUAAUGGAUAUUAUUCUUCUCAGUCGCCAUCAUAUUUAUAAAGUACUUGAAGAAAGGCGUCAUGAAGUGUUCAAGCUACGUAUUGCUGAAAGUGAGGUGGGUACUAGUUCACCUGUAGUUAUUAGCUCUCCUUGUGAGCCAACAGUUGCAGUUCCCGCGCUAGCAUCUAAUAGCAAGUCCACAACUGAGCCUGCUGUCACUUUUACUAAUCCAGUAGUCACUAAUGUGAUAGUAACUCUCGAGAAUUCUGAAAAUACAGGAGAUUCUCCAACAGAAUGUACAACUACUGCUCAGAUUCCAUUGACUCCAGAUGUUGUAAGCCCGGCUGAAACGCUUGAAAUUUCAUCAAACAGUGAAGUACCUAAUACUGGUGACCAAGGAGAAUCGUCGAAUACUACUACUAAUACUACAGCUGGUCAGAGUGAAACUCAGCCUACUACAACUAGUACAGCAGAAAAUAUAUCUAAUCUUGUGGUAUCAAAUACUGCACCAACUAGACCACCUGUAAUGAUGACUGACGAAGAAACUAUUCAGUCAUUAGUAGAAGGUGGAAUGGAUCCGUCCUUUUUAGAUGCUUUACCUGAAGAAAUGCGACAAGAAGUAAUCGCUGAUCAUCGAUAUGCACGACAAGUUCAACAGCAGAUCAGUUCAAUGUCAUUACCGGAGCAUAUUAAUUCAGAAUGGUUGACUGGUCUUCCACCGCAUAUCCAAGAAGAGGUAUUGGCACAAUUUCGUCAAGAACAACAACAACAACGUCAGUCUUCAGCACAACCACCAACUACUCAAUCGACUAACACUAAUCCAAGUGAACAACUUACUCAACCAGCAACUUCACAGAGUAAUACUGAUAGUAAUACAGCUUUCCUAGCUUCUUUACCGCCUUCAGUACUACGUGAAGUUUUGGCUGAUAUGGAGGAGUCACAGUUUGAGACGCUACCGCAGCAUCUUGUCACUGAAGCUAACCGACUACGUCGUGAACAUGAAGAACGUUAUGCUCGUGCUGUUCAAAAUGGCCUUCUGUCUCAUUCGAAUGAUACAAGACCUGAUCAUAUUUGGCGUAAUUUCACCACAGCGUCAGGAUUAAUCGGUGGACAUGGACGGUGGGAUGUUCGAUUUAAUUCCAUUAAUCAGUUUCUACGACAUCUUGAUAGCGUUGGAGGUUCAUUAGGUUCAAAUAAUUCAUUAAGUGUUCGUUCAGCUGCCGGUAUAUGUGGUCGUGAAUUAGUUGAUCAUGAAGGAUUAACAUGUAUAAUUGUUGUACUUAUAUCCAUGUCAACAUGUUCUUAUCAUAAAAAACAUAUUGUACCAACAAUCAAAAGGGUUCUGCGUAAUCUCGCGUGUCAUACUAAUACACGAAAUUGGAUUGUCAAUACACUUAUAUCCUUAUUUAGUGGAUUGUGCGAAAAGCCAUUGUCAAAUUUACGAUUGACUCAUACUACAGACAAUUACGAAAUGAUAACCAAUUCAAGUAGAUUCAAUCAAUCGUCUUCUUCAACUACAUCAACAGUCGAAGGUGAAUUCGAUUAUUCUCAGAAAUCUUCAUCGAAUUAUAAGAAUAAUACCUUAUUCAAUGCUGGAUUUGAAGCUGCUUUAGGCUGUUGGGUUAGAAUUUUUCAUCCUGUGCCUCAAAAUCCAACAGUUGCAUCUAGUCAUCCACAGAAUAAUGAUGAGUCGCAUACUAUAGGCUCAAAUUCAACCAAUAAUAAUCCUGUUCGAUAUAUAAUUCAUCCACAAGCAGCAGUUUCUGUUGCAGGUGUUCUCCUGGAAACAUUGAAUGAAUUAACUCAAUCAUUCCCAUCACAUUUCUAUCCAGCAGAAGCAUCUCAAAUAUCAGAAACAACAAGUGACAUGAAAUCACUGCCAUUGUUAGCAUCCUCAUCUCGUGUGGUGACUUCACAGAACAUAGAUAUUCCUACUACAUCUUUCUGGGAAAUAUUCAGUCGGCUUUCUCAACCAACAUCUCCUGCUAGCAGUACCACUACUGGGUCUACAACAACAACUACACGUCCUUCAAUCCGUCGAACACGAAUAUCAUCACGGAAACGACCUCUGUCAAUUUCUGAUAAACAAUCGAAUGAUUCACUUCUAGAGUCGACAUCUUCAGUAAAAGUAUGUGUGAAUCCGUAUAAUUCAUCAUCUCAGUUAAACACCACCACCUCGGCUGAUACAUCGUUUCCCGCUGAGAAUACUGAAAAUGAGUCUGUCAAAGAAAUACACGAUGCUGCUGCUAAACAGCAAAACAGCUCGAAGUCUACGCCAAAUUGUUUCAUUGCACUAUCUGAAUUACUCUGUCAUCAAAUGUUACACGAUCGUCCAGUGAAUCAAGAACGCCUGGUCAUAAUUAUUGCUGGUAUUGUUAAAGAUUUCCUGCUUAGCCGAUCACAUUCCGAUAUAUCUGUUGCACAGGCUUCAACGCAUCCAAAUAAUUUAAUCACGCCUACCACAACUGUCAACACACUGACUGGCAGUUCAAAUCAACAGGCCCCUACUUACAAUCCCGUGGAUCGACCGGCAACUUCAUCAUCUGUCACAAACACCUCGCCAACUACACCUGUCCCAGAGACUCAGUCAUCAUCUGUUGUGUCAACACUUUCGACUACUUCAACUAUUCCAAGUCGACCGAAUGAUCUUAUGGAUCCUCUAAGAUCACAUGUUAUUGAAGCUACAUGCCAGUUGGUGUUAGCUCCAAAGUUCACUGAAAGUGCACGUGCUAUAACCUCACAAUUAUUAACUGAUCUUGCUCAUGCAAAUCACCUUAUGAAGGAGACAAUUCUACGUUUGUUAUGUGAUACAGCUGGUCAGUUGAUCUCAAAAAUAUCUAUUCAGCUACAGAGUCUUAUUCUUGAAGUUGAUAAUCGCUUGAAAGACGAACUACCUGUACAAUCAACAUCAAAGCAGUAUCAAAGUAAACCGUCUACAUCUCGUUAUCCACCGGACAUAAGUCGUAUUUCUUCCUUUGACACAUUGCCUGAUCGUUUUGGUACUCCGGGUCAAAUGGUUGUCGUAUCAGGUGAUUCUCGUCAACAAGCGGCUGCUGCUAAGUUCACCGAUCUCCAGUUAACUUCAUCAGAGCCGUUCACAUAUCCUAACAAUGAUCAAUGUCGUCUUCGUGGUGUAUUAGGUUUAAUGUUACGCAUUUCAGCUGGUGAUAGUUCAUUGGUUGGAACAAAGUCAAUCUCUGUGUCAUCAAAUGAUCUUCUAAGCACUGUACCUGGGGUCAAUGAAUUCUGGAAUUAUAUGUGUCAAGCUUUUGAACGACUACAAGCUUUAAAUGAUCAAAAUGCUGUUCUCUUAUUACAGCCUUUACUGGAAGUAUUUUGUUUAGCUCAUGUACACUUGCUGAAAGAUUCUAUCCUUCUACGUCAACGUCCAACAAAUACUCGAUCGAAUCGAAGCAAUUCGUGUUCCACUGGUGCAUCAAGUUAUAUUGACUUGGUACCUUUAUUGCAUAUAUGUGUUGAGUCGUCAUCUCAAUCAGAAUUUGACUCAAAUCGAUCAUCAACUACUGAUCAUCUUGGACAUUUGUAUUUCGAUUUAGGUGGUCCUCUGUCACCGAGUGGUACAACUGCAGGAGAGGAUGAAGAGUUAACAAUCGAAGGCUCUGCAACCAGUUGUUGUACACUUACAUCUCAAAAUUCACAAUCGCGUAAUCCUAUUAUACAAUUUGCAGACAAGUAUCGUCGUGGAUUAAGUCAAGUACUUCGUCAGUAUGGAGCAAAUAUUGGCGAGUCACCAUUCUCUGUAUUUUUAGCUUAUCCUCGUGUACUUGAUUUUGAUGUGAAACGUCGUUUCUUCCGGCAACAACUUCAAUCACUAUCAAAUCGUUCAUCAGCUAGUAGUCGUCUUGAUGAUGAACCGAUAACAGUAUCGCGGGAACGCAUAUUUGAAGAUAGUUAUGCUAGACUUCAUAGAAAAUCUGUAAAUGAAUGGAAGCAUAAAUUUGUUAUUCGUUUCCUAAAUGAAGAAGGUCAAGAUGCUGGUGGUCCAUUGCGUGAAUGGUUUUUAUUAAUGAGUCGAGAGAUAUUCAAUCCAAACUAUUGUCUAUUCCGUGUUUCACCAGCUGAUCGUGUCACGUAUACAAUUAAUCCAAGUUCAUAUAUAAAUAGUAAUCAUUUAUCAUAUUUCAAAUUUGUUGGACGUUUUAUUGCUAAAGCAAUAUACGAUAAUAAAUUAUUGGAGUGCUACUUUACACGAGCAUUUUAUAAGCAUAUUUUAGGUGUACCUGUUAAGUGUUCUGAUCUAGAAAGUGAAGAUUAUGAAUUCUUCAAAGGUUUAGAAUUUCUCCUAAGUCACAAUGUAUCUGAUCUGGGUUAUGAACUAACCUUUAGUACUGAGAUAAAUGAAUUCGGCAAGACGGACACUCGAGAUCUUAUUGAAAAUGGUCGAAAUGUACCAGUUACUGAAAGUAACAAAAAAGAGUAUGUUCGUCUUGUGUGUCAAGAACGUAUGACUGGGGCUAUACGUCAACAGUUGGAUGCUUUCUUAAGCGGUUUCUAUGAUAUCAUUCCAAAACGUAUGAUUAGUAUCUUCAAUGAACAGGAAUUAGAAUUGUUGAUCAGUGGUCUGCCUAAUAUCGACAUAUCUGAUCUAAAGGCGAAUACAGUUUAUUCAAAGUAUCAACCGAAUUCACCACAGAUUGAAUGGUUUUGGCAAGCAUUGGAAUCAUUCGAUCAAGAGGAUUUAGCACGUUUUCUUCAAUUUGUUACUGGUACUAGUAAAGUCCCACUGGGUGGAUUUACAAACUUGGAAGGAAUGCAUGGAGCGACUAAAUUUCAGAUAAGUCGAGCAGCUAUAUCAAGUACUAGUCAUUUACCGUCUGCGCAUACUUGCUUUAAUACACUUGUAUUACCGGCCUACGAAAACUAUGAACAACUGCGAUCAAGACUUUUAAUGGCUAUACGUGAAUGUAGUGAAGGCUAUGGGAUGGCGUAA